AUGCCCAGGUAUGGGCGCUUUCGAACUUCAUCGUUCCGUCGAUGUGCUAAGCAUAAACUUUUCCGGCACUUGUCUUCCAUUUCAUCACGAAGCGAUCACCAUCAAAACAAACAACAUGUUUCUUUCUUACUAUCAACAAUUGAUGAGAAAACUUUGAAUUUCAAUUCGUCCGCAUUCGCAGACUUAUCGCCAAAGCCAUUCCUUCGAUCGAGUACAAUGCUUCCAACAUUCAAUCGAAAUCAGGACUUCUCUCCAACGACAAAAAUACCUCACGCACCGCCGCUACCUGCGAAUUUUUCGGAAAAACUGUCUACUGAAACAUUGAAAUCAACUGAUUUCACUAAAGCUAUCAAAAGCCGAACUAGUUCAAUCACACCUUCCGGUACAGACCUUUCUCAAUCAAUGUUAAUUCGACCAAGUCAAAUAACUGAACCACCACCUAUCAUUCAAAUGGGAAAGUCGAAAACGUAUUGUAAUCCGAUUAUAAAGCCGAGUCUACGCAAUCGACGUCGAACACCGUUAACACCAGAUGUACUAGCUUUGACAAAACUUCGUCGUCCUGAACAUAUUAAAUCGAGCAUUGCCCAACGAAUCGAAGAAUUAAAGCAAGCUUCACUGGUUCACUCUCAGUCAUUUGAUGAAAACUCGGACAAGCAAACGGAUGUUCUGAUAACAUGCGAAUACAAAAAUAAUAACCAAGAACGUAAGUGGCUCGAAGAACAAUCACAGAAACAAUCGACUAUUCGAUUUUUAAACACAAAGAACUCUGUGGAAUUAAACAACCGUCUCUUUCAAAUACGUAGUGUUGAAUUUCUCGAUCAUGUCAACGUUCGUUUUCAUGCACAAGAGAAGCUUUUCGAAGACAAUUUCUUAAACAAAUACUUGAAACAAAUCAGCAUCAUCACGAUACUAAUUCUCAGCAUCCUCCGACUAAUUGAAAACACACUAUCCAAUCUAGCGAUACCAGGUAUACAAAUUAUUCUCAAUUUGAUCUACGUUUUCAUACUGACCACUGUUGCAAGUAUCCUCAUUACAAAUCAAAAAUGA
Messenger RNA from Adineta ricciae, 1047 nucleotides. NCBI's taxonomy places the organism in Eukaryota, Metazoa, Rotifera, Eurotatoria, Adinetida, Adinetidae. The record is from the annotation of a GenBank genome assembly.